Molecule: messenger RNA, 2658 nt
Organism: Komagataella phaffii GS115
Lineage: Eukaryota; Fungi; Ascomycota; Pichiomycetes; Pichiales; Pichiaceae
Exons: 1
Coding region: 1-2658 (885 amino acids)
Biological process (GO): protein localization to phagophore assembly site; autophagy of mitochondrion
Cellular component (GO): autophagosome; phagophore assembly site
Source: RefSeq, a predicted model, not a curated record
AUGCAUAAGAAUAACACGACAUUUUUAUCCCGUGUUUUUGGCAUCAAUUCGAGAAACAUAGACGUCCACAACCCGUUGUUUGCUGAUGAUAGUGUCAUUCCCUUAUAUGAUCAAAACCAGUCGGCUUACUACGACAAUGCCUACAGUGAUUACUCUAGCGAUGAAGAGGACUCCAAACCACGCACAAGCCGGCAGACUGACUCCAACCUUCAUAUGACUGACCAUUCCGGAGAUGGGAACGAUCCAUUCAACCAAAUGGACAACUCAUCUCGGUUCAGUAACUCCAGCUCUUUCCAUUACAACAACACAGAUCAAGAAGACGACAAUCCUGAGUUGCUGCUGCUACAGGAUGAAGACAGCUCUUUAAAUAGGAAGAAUCUGGACAACUCUGAUUUUCAAUCGUUUGCUAAGAAAACGUUUAAUCAGAUCCCUAAAAUCAAGUUCCAGCUACCCAAAAAAGAAGAUUAUCCCACUUCACAUCGACAGCCACCGGAUAUCGAAAACCAGAAUGGGACUUUGAAGUCUUCUGUCAAAAAACAAAUUCAUUUCUUGGAUCCAAUGGAUAAGGCCCUCUGGAUGUGGUCAAAUGUCUCCAAUCUGGACACAUUUCUACAUCAGGUUUACGACUAUUAUACGGGAAAUGGAUUCAAUUGCAUCAUGAUGAAUAAGUUCACCGAAUUGUUCACUGUAGUAUUUAUUGUAUGGUUAUUUUCAUUCAUGGGUAACUGCAUAGAUUACGAUAAGUUGAUGAAUGAUAGGAAUGUGUACCAAUUCUCCCAAGUAAAGAUUGACAAAUGCUACUCAAAGAUCGGGUUCUUCCCUCAAAAAUUGAUCUAUUGGCUUUUCUUCAUUGGCCUCUGCCUUAAACUUUAUCAAAUCUUUUUAGACUACUUGGUGCUCAAAGAUAUGAAGUUGUUUUUUAACUUGCUUCUUGGAUUAUCCGAUGAUGAGUUGCAAACUAUAAGUUGGGGCCUAGUGGUCAAGAGAAUAAUGAUCCUGCGAGACAAGAAUAUUAAUGCAAUAGUAUCACAGAAUACAGACCUAACUUCAAGAAAAAGAAUGAAUGCCCAUGAUAUUGCCAACAGAAUUCUAAGAAAGGAAAACUAUAUGAUUGCAAUGUACAAUAAAUCAAUUUUGGACUUGGACAUAGAGCUACCUUUGAUUGGGAAAGUACAGCUAUUAACCAACACGUUGCAGUGGAAUUUGAAUAUUGCUAUCUUUGACUACUUCUUUGACUCCGAAACGGGUCAAAUAAACUUACCCGCUUUGAAGGAAAGAAACCGUCACACAAUUUCAACAGAGCUCAAGAAAAGAUUAAUUUUUUGUGGAAUCAUUAAUAUUGUUCUGGCACCAAUAUUAUCCAUCUACUUUAUCAUGUAUUAUUUCCUCAAAUUUUUUUACGAUUUUAAAACGAAUCCUGCGGAUAUCUCUUCUAGAGAGUACUCUCCUUACGCUAGGUGGAAGCUGAGAGAAUUUAAUGAACUACCUCACAUUUUCAACAGAAGGCUGAACAUUUCCACUGAAAGUUCCAACAAGUAUAUCAAUCAAUUUCCCAAAGAAACUACAACGGCUCUACUGAAGUUCAUCAUGUUCAUUUCUGGGUCUAUUGUGGGAGUUUUAGUAAUUGUGACCAUUUUAGAUCCAGAAUUUUUCUUAAACUUUGAACUAACUCCCGGCAGAACUGUUCUUUUCUAUGUGUCAACGCUGGGGGCUAUUUUCACUAUUUGCAAGAACUCGAUUCCUGAUGAUACAUUAGUUUUUGAUCCAGAAGUGAGUUUAAGGUAUCUUUCUCAAUUUACCCAUUAUCUUCCUCAAGAAUGGGAAGGGAAAUACCACACAGAGGAAGUCAAAAAUGACUUUUGUAAACUGUACACCCUUAAGUUAUAUUUGGUCGGAAAAGAGAUCCUCAGUUGGCUCUUCUUGCCUUAUAUCCUGUGUUACAAACUGCCGGAGUGUGCAGAUACCAUAUCAGACUUCUUCAGAGAAUUCAGUGUUCAUGUUGAUGGAUUAGGAUAUGUAUGCACAUUUGCAAUGUUUCAAUUCAACAACCAACAUAACGAGAAUGGAAAUGCGAAUGUACAUCAAAAUGGGAAUGGUAAUGGAGGCGUUCCAUCGGCAAAGUCUAAGAGCAAAAAAGUACCGAAUCCUAAUCGGUUCACCACUAAGCCUUCCAUGCGGGAUAUGGAGAAUGACGAUAAGAUGAUAAAGUCUUACAUGUACUUCUUGGAGAGUUAUGGUAAUGAUGAGAUUGUUCAACAUCAGCAAGCGCUGAACAGGUCACUGAUCUACUCAACCGAGAUAUCUCCAACUAGCGGGGAUGAUUUAAACGAUUCUAAUAUUCUGGGAUUACGCCAGAGAAACGUGGCAACCACUGGAAAGCGGCAAAAUAGUAUUGGCAACGGGUUGAUAUACAACGGACAAAAUAAGCGGUUAUCCAUCGGUGAAGCUAAAACUAAUGUCUAUUCCAAUCCUAUUGCCUCAACUGUACUUGAUAAAGAUCUUCAAUACAAACUGGCUAACUCAUACAUCUUGAAUGGUAUGCCAGGAUUAAAUGAGGCCAAUCAACCAGCAGAUCGAAAAAAUGAACGAAAGUAUUCCAAUGAUUCACCAGGAGUUAUGAAAUUGGUAGAUAAAAUUAGUCAACAGCAUAAGGCAUAA